AUGCUAGCUGAGGUAGAGGAACGCGAUCAGUUACGGAUCAAGGGUUCACAUAAGCAGCCUUGCAAAGACAAUCCAUCAUCUUUUGGGAGUCAGUGGAAGAAAGAUAAGGGUGUGAUCUGUCACCAUUGUCAGCAGCCAGGGCACAUCAAGCCUUGCUGCCCACAGCUUCGACCACAGGGCAGUCAGACAUCAGUUUAUACGAAAAUAGGGCAGGGAGCUUGUUUCUAUUGUAGGAAACUAGGUCAUCUUAAGAAGGAUUGUCUAAAGUUGUUGAAUAAGUCACAUAGUAGCACAGAUUCACAGAUGGUACUGUCAGAUUAUUAUGGCAGUUCAGAGAAGGGUUCAGGGGCUCAGGGACAAGCCUACGCUCUUCGACAGACGGAUGCUUCCGUAGGGACCUCUUCAGUUCGAGAAGUCACACUUCAGGACAGUUUUCUCUGUGUUGACACACCAGCUGGGGGUCCAGUAUCUUUGGAUUGUGUUUGUCAGUGUUAUGCUAUUGAGAUAGCUGGGCGGACCUUAGAGUUCGAUUUCGUUAUUCUUGACAUGACGUGCUUUGACAUCAUUCUCGGGAUGGAUUGGUUGUCAUUCUUUCAGGCUAUGAUUGAUUGCUUCUGCAGGAGGGUGUCCAUUUGUACUCCCAAGGGAGACUGUUUCCAUUUUGUGAGAUCAGAAUUUGUGGUGGUGUUCAUUGACGAUAUUCUCAUGUACUCAGCUUCAGUGGAGGAGCAUGAGUAUCAUUUGAGAACAGUUUUGUAG
Molecule: messenger RNA, 759 nt
Organism: Cornus florida
Lineage: Eukaryota; Viridiplantae; Streptophyta; Magnoliopsida; Cornales; Cornaceae
Exons: 5
Coding region: 1-759 (252 amino acids)
Molecular function (GO): nucleic acid binding; zinc ion binding
Source: RefSeq, a predicted model, not a curated record